Molecule: messenger RNA, 15280 nt
Organism: Dreissena polymorpha
Lineage: Eukaryota; Metazoa; Mollusca; Bivalvia; Myida; Dreissenidae
Exons: 21
Coding region: 103-4299 (1398 amino acids)
Cellular component (GO): nucleus
Molecular function (GO): protein binding
Source: RefSeq, a predicted model, not a curated record
UGUAACCUUUGAACAACAACAACAUAGCAGAAUUCAAUACUAAAUUAUUUAGAAGUGUUCAGCAACGUUUUUCGCUGCUCUCUUCACAUUAACAGUUGAACAAUGGAACCUAAGAAAGACACACUGCCCUUUGGCUGGGUAGUGAAACAGUCCAAAUCCUACCCUGACCGCGUCUACUACUUCAAUAUCAACUCAGGAGCAAGUACUUGGGAAUUCCCUGAUCUCAUUCAGCCUUAUUUGGACAAUAAGGGAAAAUCUCAGCCACUGCCAGCCUUGUCUGCAACUGCCCUGAAUUCCCCAGACCCUUCUUCAUUGUCGGAAGCAUCUCAGAACCAGCCUCAACACUCAAGAAGCAACAUUGAAGCAGCUUCCCCUAUGGCAAAAGAGUUACAGCAAACUCCAACGUCUUCCAAAAAGUCUCGCAUUAAGUCAAACACUUUUGAGCCGGAUUCACGUUCCCUGGUUUCCAGGUUCAAGGAUUCUGUUCCGCAGAAUUCUGCAAGAAAGUUCAUUCCCUCUGAUAGAGAGACACCAUGCACUGUAACAUCACACACAUCUCCCAUGUCAGCUGUGUCAAAAUCUCCGACCCAGUCACCCAGCGUGAAAACUCUUCCCAUUAAUUAUAAUCAGACCAGAAGGUUUGGUUCAAUACAGGCAAAAAGAGAUUCGCUUAAAAUUUUGGCAUCCUCAAACAGUUUGAAAACUCAUAGCUCAGGUGGAAUUAUUUCAUUGAAAGCAGAUGGUGUUUGUAAGAAAAUUUUAAAAGUCAGUGAAGAGAGCUUCAGGGAAGAUUCCCUGGCACAGUUGAAUUCUAGUGGCUCCAAAAUUGAUGACAAAAGUCAACAAGACAUUUGUAUAGCAAAAGGAACAUGGAAAAGUGUUCCAAAAUCUAAGCUAGACAUUGUUGAUUUAACUAAAUCAGAGAAUACAAAGUGCACAAAUGAAAAAUUGGGACCUCAAACACAAAAGGAAGUGAAAUCCUUACAAAAGUCUUCACCAAAAUGUGGGAGUGGCAAAGCCCAGGAUGGAAAUAAAAGGAAACUACUGCACCCUUAUUCUUCUUCUUCCAUUACAGCUGAUAAAAAGAGUCUUGAUAAACAAAAUUCAGUUGCUGCUGAUAGAGACGUUAAAAAACCUAUUUCACCAGUUAAGACGCCAGAAUCUUAUCAGCAUUAUCAGAACAAAAUUGUAACAAAGUCUCCUUUAAAAGUAUCAGAAUCAAAAGCAAGCAGUUCUUAUUUGGGCAGUACAAAGAUCACAGGUAAAAGGUCGUUGGAGACCGUUGAGGAAUCUUUGCCAUCACUGACAAAAUCAGGAUUGGUUUUGCCUGCUUCUAAACGAUUAAAAACAUGCCCAUCCCGUCUUCAAGAUUCGGAACAGACUCAGGAAAAUAGAAUCGGUGACAGUCGGAAGGUUAUUCGGCCCCAAUACAAAACCCCAACUGAGGCUAAAAAGGUCUCUGUUAAGUACAAUCAGUUAGUUACUUUACCUACGGAAACUGGACAUACUAAAACCUGUGUUGAUCUUGAAGUCAAUACAAGUGUGAAAUCAGAAAGUCGAGAAUCAGAGGACAAAAUAAAGUUAACAGGAACUGGCUUCGGUUUUGACUUUGAUAAGGGGACCUCUGAUUUUGUAAAUGAUGAUAGGAAUAACAACACUGAGUAUAGGUUGUUUAUUGGCAACAAAGAGAAGUUACUUGGCAUUCAGUCGUGGAUCAACAACAUUGAGGAAAACACUGACUGGUCAGACAGCUCCUCCCGGGAAGACCUUCCUCGGGAUACAUGCUCAGCCAGCUGUAACCAGUCCACAGAAAGUGGUUAUAUCUCCAUUGCACUAACACCUACACCCAGCCAGAGACGAGGAUGGCCUGGGCAGGCAAAAGCGAUAGACUGGAAGUCUCGAGAGAUCGUUGCCAUGGAUAUUGAUGCCUGCCUGUUUCCCAGCAAUGCUCAACGAAAUACAUGUACAGAGCACGGGAACCAAAUAAAUACAAAAAACGGAACCCAGAUAAAUACAGAGAACGGGAACCAUAUGGAGGCCAUGGAGAUUGACUAUGUUUUGACGGAGCUAAGAACACUCAUGAAGUCACAGACGCUGCAACAUGUUGAGAGUUUUGGUCCAGAAAACUUCCGAGAUCAAACAUCCCAAGGGGACACAGAACAUACACAGCUGGUCGUGGUUCUGGAUACAAAUGUGUUGAUCAGCAAUCUCAGCAUGGUGGAUGAUAUGAAAGAUAUGGAAAUUCCAAUGUUUGGGAAGCCAUGUCUGUAUGUACCUUGGAUAGUCUUAGUUGAACUGGAUCGGCUGAAAGGCACCAUGAGUAACAUACAGCCAACAAAGUGGUUAAAAACCCAGCUGGGUGCAAAGAAGGCCAUUUCAUUCUUAAAGAAACUUUUUGAAGAUCAACAUCCUAGGCUUAUCAAACAGACUGUCAAACAGUUUGAAGAAGCUAAGAAGGAGUUUGAAGCCUCGUGUAAUGAUGACAACAUUCUGCAAGCUUGCCUCAUGGUUCGGAAACAAUAUGACCACAUGGUUUUGUUCACUAACGACAACAAUUUGAUAACAAAAUCUUUCUGCUGUGACAUAUUGGCUUUUAACUCAAAGGAUGUCCACAAAGGAAUAGAGAACAUUGUUUCCAAUCCUGCCAAGUCCACCAGGUUUACAUCAAGGCAAUCAGGCCAGUCCACUGGACCUAUUACUCCUCCAACCAUGGCUCCUAUAGCAACAACAACAACAAACACAGCAGCAUUUCCAUCUGUGAACAUGGCCACAGCAGCGGCAAGAUCUUUUACACCGAGAACAUCGCUGACAAGUCCGGUGUCAAAGCAGUGUGUGACACAACAUGACAGAGAUGUGCCAACUGGGAACAAUCGCUCUUGCACCAAUACAAGCUUGAAAUCAGUGCUAGAUGACAUGUACUGCAAGAUGAAGACUGCCCUCCAUGAAGCCUUGGGAACCGUCCUGGAACAGGAAAUGAAAACAGUUUACAAUGAAAUCUGGCACAUGAUAGUUUUCCGAAAACCUCCCUGGUCACUGAAAGACAUCCUAGAAUGCUGGAAAAAACAUUGGAUAGCUGUGUUUGGGAUGAUCUUCCCCAGGAGACUGAUACACAAUGUAGAGUCACUGCUGGAUUUCUUCACGCAGUCCUGCGUUUUAGUUCUUACGAAAAUCGAGAAAGCAUUGGGGGAUGCCGUAGAAAUUCUAGACGAGUGUGUGAUUAAAAAGAAGUAUGGCCUGAGUGUGGAAACCAUGACGCGAUGCAUACAUGCCUUAAAGGGGCUGUGUAAGGGGUUACAAACUGGAACUGUCACCCCUGAAACAGUUACUAGUCUGGACAACUACCUGACAGAUAAGCUGGGAGUUUUUGACAUCACCUCCCACAGGUCGUCCACCAGUGUGGAGGCCUUGGCCCAGAAUGUAUCUGCUGAUAAUAAAACUAAUCUUCAGCAUUCCCGUCUCAGAGACAUCGGCUUUCAGACCAAUAUUCAGAGUCCCAACCACAUAGUUAGUAACAACAUGGGCGUGGUAGACUCUGGAGCAUUCCGUGCCUUUUCUAACACUGGUGAUAGUGGAUCAAGAGGUUGCAGUAAGCCUAAUUGUUUGGUUCCAAGUGUUCAGUCAAAUGGUUAUAACAACAAUGCUAGUAACAUAGAAUCAAAAACUUCACAUUUAAAACCUAAUUCAGAAAAUAGCAGGAGUUUUGGUACUUCUGAUAAUGUGCACUUAAAUGAAAUGAAACCAGUCGAUUGUAAGCGCUUUGGAAAUUUAAACCAAUCUAGUGAUGUCACAAAUGGAAACGAGGCAACAACAACAGGAAGUGAAGUCAUUCGGACAUCAACAGGAAGUGAUGUCGUGUUGAGGGAGGCUGAUAGGGCGACAGCCCUUAACGCUGGCACAAGGCUGGAACAGAUCUGGAAAUUUAUUCAUAAUAGCUGUCAGGAGAUUCAAGAUGGUUUCCAAAGCAACCAGAUUCCUGUUGGCAUAGCAACACAGCUACAGCUUCUGGUAGCCACUGUGAUGGAUCUCCGCAUAUCCUAUGUUGGGUUGCUAGAGUUUCCUGUGUCAGAGCUGACCAAUCGGGAGCGAGAGUUUACAGCUCUCACCAAUAUAUGCAAUGGCUUCUUUCAUCGCUUCCAGUUACCAGAUCCUGUACCAGUGACAGUAGUGUUGCCCACCCAGCUGUUAACACUGUACAGUUUACCUGAGUUCAGAGUAAUCCUACAACAACUUCAUGUGAAGGUGGAUGAAAUGCUUCGUUUCCUGUACCAGUUUGUUCAAGCAUUGACAGCGGAUGAUUGAAGGAGAAGAUAAGGUCAGCACUGUGAAUAUGGUGUUGGCCUUGGGAGUCAUCCAAUCUGACAAUCCAUCCCACUGUGGGAGUGUUUUUUAGACUCCCCCCGUCAGCAAGUACUGGUUCCUCCCAGUGCAUUGAGUGUUUCAAUAAGCCCUAGGCUUUUUAUGCAAUCUAGCUCAAAUGAAUAGUUUUGAACUAAAGGAGAAGACAUCCAUUUAGGGAUUGAUAUGUUGAGUGAAAUGGUGGGGAUUCUCUUCUGUGACUUGAAAGUUAGACAGAUGGAGCAAAUAAAUCUCUACUGUGAGGGGAAAAAAUAAAGCUGAAUCAGUACUGUUAUUAAGAAAUGCACUGUGAGGGGAAAAUAUAGGAAGCCAAUUCUGCAAUGUUUGUAAGCAAUCCUUUGACCAAAAUGUGAAUGGAGUGAAAUCUGUGAGUAAGACAUCCACUAUGAGAGACAAUCUAUGCAGCAAAAUAUUUAACCAGGUUUUUAACCAGGUUUUCCGAAGGAAAAAACUGGUUAUUAGAUUGGCGAAUGCGGGCGGGCUGGCUGGCUGGCUGGCGGGCUGGCGGAAUAAGCUUGUCCGGGCCAUAACUAUGUCGUUCAUUGUCAGAUUUUAAAAUCAUUUGGCACAUUUGUUCACCAUCAUUGGACGGUGUGUCGCGCGAAAUAAUUACGUCGAUAUCUCCAAGGUCAAGGUCACACUUUGAGUUCAAAGGUCAAAAAUGGCCAUAAAUGAGCUUGUCCGAGCCAUAACUAUGUCGUUCAUCGUCAGAUUUUAAAAUCAUUUGGCACAUUUGUUCACCAUCAUUGGACGGUGUGUCGCGCGAAAUAAUUACGUCGAUAUCUCCAAGGUCAAGGUCACACUUUGAGUUCAAAGGUCAAAAAUGGCCAUAAAUGAGCUUGUCCUGGCCAUAUUUAUGUCAUUCAUUGUGAGAUUUUAAAAUCAUUUGGCACAUUUGUUCACCAUCAUGGGACGGUGUGUCCCACGAAAGAAUCACGUCAAUAUCUCCAAUGUCAAGGUCGCCACGACUAAAAAUAGAUUUAAAAAAAAAAAAAAAACUUACAAAGGGGGUUAAUUUUUUUUGGUCAUUUCAAAAGUUCAGUUUGAGUUUUCUCCCUUUAUCAGAUUUUUUUUUCACAAUGAAAACCUGGUUUUGUGACAAUUUUGUCCCUUGUUUUAUUUUAUUAUGAAGAGAAAAAUAAGAAGUGAAAUUAAGAAUAAUUGAUAAAAGGGAGAAAAUGCUCUCUCUAUUAAUAUUAGAUUGUGGUAUGAGGGGCGUAUGGCAGUCUGAACAGCUGCUAUUGGGUUAAUAGCUUAAGUUUGCAUUAAUCAAUCUUGAUGACAUGAAGGAUAUAGCAAGCAUGGACGGACGCUUGUUCGGGACUGUAUUUUCGGGUCAAGCUCAAAGUCAUCGUUAUUCGCCAUGAUUCUUGUUUUACUUUUGCUAACAUUUGAAAUGGGUUUAACUUAACACAUGCCCCUUUCUCUAUACGAUGCAUUUCAUUUCAUGAAUUAUUUUUGUCAAAUAAUAAAUGUUUUUAAAAGCUGAUGUGUUCAUAGAAACAACUGUAAUGCAUCAAGUAAUGAAUACAGGUUAUUAAACCAAUAACUUAUUGAAUGUUAUAAACAGUUUUUGUGUUGUACUACCAUAGUUGUAUUUUCUGCAAUUUAAAUGCCGUUGAUAAAGCAGUUAUGUUCUUAGUUCAUGAUCUUUUUAUGACCCCGGAUUGAAUGAUCGGAGGUCUAUUGUUUUUGGCCUGUCUGUCUGUCUGUCUGUCUGUCUGUCUGUCUGUCUGUCUGUCAUUGUAUGUGUGUGUCUGUCUGUCCCAAAACUUUAAGGUUGGUAAUAACUUUUGCAAUAUUGAAGAUAGCAACUUGAUAUUCGGCAUGCAUGUGUAUCUCAUGAAGCUGAACAUUCUGAGUGGUGAAAGGUCAAGGUCAUUCUUCAAGGUCAAAGGUUAAAUAUAUGGCUUCAAAGCAGCACAUUAGGGGGCAUUGUGUUUCACAAACGCAGCUCUUGUUGUUUAAAUCAGUGGUUUAUUUUCUGUUUUGUUUUUAGUAUGUUAGAGUUUCAAGUUUGCAAGUACUUACCAAAUAUUUAUAUCAUGAAAUUAUCAGUUGAUUUUUGGAGAAAAAUGUUCAACUUGUUGUUGCUCUGUCAUCUUUAAAUAUUGUUUCCCUUCUUUUUUUAAGCCCAUUUAAUGAAUUUCAAUAAAUUUACUAAUAAAUAAUUUUAAUUGCCUUUUUUUAGUCUGGCAAGGGGGGCAAUUUUUACCUUUUUGGUUAGCAAUGUACUAAAAUUAUAUUUUAGAUAUUUAAAUAAUGAAUGAUUCUAAAGGUAUUGAUGUUGGGGCAUGUUUGAAACACUGUUUGUGUUAUUUGAUGCUAAUGACUGGACUUUUUUUGUGCAAUUACAAUUUUAUAACAAAACCGUUUAGAUGUGAUGUUAUAAUUAUUGUGCCCUUGGUAAGUUAUGUACAGUCUACUCUCGUUAUCUCGAAGUCGGCGGGAACAAGAAAAAAUAUCGAGAUAACGAGAGUUCGAGAUAUCCGAUUAGGCGUUUUCAAAGAAAAAAUGAGACGAAAUUUUGACUUGUUUUUAACAUCAAUAUACCUGAUUAGUGGUCUAACUAAAGCCGUCAACCGUGGCAUAAUACUCUCUACUACCCUAUCUAUUACUUGAUAUAUAUGCGUUUUAAAGAGGCACGAUUAAAUUUGUUAUUUAAAUGCUUAAAAUGACGUUUUAAGUGUUACUAAAUUGCAUGAACACAUGCGGUUAUCAUUUUCUAAACUUUCGAGUAAACAUCCGGUAAUGUUGCUAUUUAAAGUUAUGAUGCAAGUGAUGUUCAAUCAAAACAAGGGUUUUUCAUAUGGACAUGCGUAAAUCACGUUCCGGAAUACUGGACUGUACAUGUACAUUUUGUAGUUUGAAAUGCAAAGUUCGAUCGAUGAUUAGUACAGGAUAAAAUAAACCCACAGGUUAUAAAAUGACAGGCCUUACUCAAGUGUUAAUGGCUAAUGACAUAACACAAGUGUGGUCAUUGAUGCAAUUAACGGAUCAAUUAUCUUCUGCACAGUAUCGGGAGAAGCCGGGCGAAGCGGGACGGUGAAGUAUCAAAGAAAAAAUUUCUCACCUUUGCCAACACUCGGACAGUUAUUCGCACUACGAGAUAAACCACAGUAAAUACAUGUAAAAUCCGGACUCGGUACAAAUUUGUAUAUCGAAAUAUUGAAUUAUUCGACAUAACGAAAAUCGAGAUAUGCGAUGUUUAUUAAUAUAGAUAAAGAAGGAAAAAAGUUGGGACAUUGAGCUUACUUCGACAUAUCGAAAAAAUCGAGAUAUCCGAUGUCGAGAUAACGAGAGUAGACUGUAUGUUAAUAGGAAAUAUGUGUUAACUACAGGAAGUUAUGUGUUAACUCAUCUAGGUUGUGUUAACUUAUACAAAUUAUAUGUUAAGUAAUGAAAGUAAAAAAUUGUGUAAUUAAUUACGUAGUUGGACAAGCGUUGUGACCAAUUUUUUGUUCAGCCCCCCCCCUAAACAUUCUGUCAGUUACACUUUUAGGCUCUGAAAAUAAUGUAUAUUAGGUUAAAUUAAAACGUUUGUCAAGUUGUUCAAUUUUUAGCUCAUCUAUUUUUGGAAAAAAAAUUAUGAGCUAUUGUCAUCACCUUGGCGUCUGCGUCGGCGUCGGCGUCCGGUUAAGUUUUGCGUUUAGGUACACUUUUCUCAGAAAGUAUCAAUGCUAUUGCAUUCAAACUUGGUAAACUUACUUACUAUCAUGAGGGGACUGGGCAGGCAAAGUUAGAUAACUCUGGCGUGCAUUUUGACAGAAUUAUGUGCCCUUUUUAUACUUAGAAAAUUGAAAAUUUUGGUAUAGUUUUGUGUUUAGGUCCAUUUUAUUCCUGAAGUAUCAAAGCUAUUGCUUUCAUACUUGCAACACUUACUAACUAUCAUAAGGGGACUGUGCAGGCAAAGUUAUGUAACUCUGACUGGCGUUUUGACAGAAUUAUGUGCCCUUUUUAUACUUAGAAAAUUGAAAAUUUGGUUAAGUUUUGUGUUUAGGUCCACUUUAUUCCUACAGUAUCAAAGCUAUUGCUUUCAUACUUGCAACACUUAUUAACUAUCAUAAGGGGACUGUGCGGGCAACGUUAUGUAACUCUGACUGGCAUUUGGACGGAAUUAUGGGCCCUUUAUACUUAGAAAAUUGAAAAUUUGGUUAAGUUUUGUGUUUUGGUCCACUUUACCCCUAAAGUAUCAUAGAUAUUGCUUUCAUACUUGGAACACUCACAAACUAUCAUAAGGGUACAGUAAAAGGACUAGUUGCAUAACUCUGGUUGUCAUUUUUACGGAAUAAUAGCCCUUUUUUGACUUAGUAACUUUGACUAUAUGGUUAAAUUUUGUGUUUCGAUCCACUUUACUUCUAAAUAUCAAGGCUAUUGCUUUCAAACUUCAAAUACUUUCAUGCUAUCAUGAGGUUACUGUACCUGGCAAGUUGAAUUUUACCUUGAUCUUUGAAUGACCUUGACUCUCAAGGUCAAAUUAUUAAAUUUUGCUUAAAUUGCCAUAACUUCUUUAUUUAUGAAUAGAUUCGAUUGAUACUUUGACAAAACAACUCUUACCUGACAUACCAUACAUGAAGCUGCAUAUUUUGAGUGGUGGAAGUUGAAGGUCAAGGUCAUCCUUCAAGAUCAUCCUUCAAGGUCAAAAAAAUUCAAAGCAGCGUUCUCAUGAAGCUGCACAUUUUGAGUGGUGGAAGCUCAAGGUCAUCCUUCAAGGUCAAAGGUCAAAAAACAAAUAAAAAAUUUCAAAGUGGCAUUAUCAUAAAGCUGCACAUUUUGAGUGGUGGAAGUUCAAGGUCAAGGUCAUUCUUCAAGGUCAAGGUCAUCCUUCAAGGUCAAAGGUAAAAAAAAAAUCAAAGCGGCGUUAUCAUGAAGCUGCACAUUUUGAGUGGUGUAGGUUCAAGGUCAAGGUCAUCCUUUAAGGUCAAGGUCAUCCUUCAAGGUCAAAGGUCAAAUAAAAUAUAAUAAAAAAAUCAAAGCGGCGUUAUCAUGAAUCUUCACAUUUUGAGUGGUGGAAGUUCAAGGUCAAGGUCAUCCUUCAAGGUAAAAAAAAAUAUAAAAAAUUCAAAGCAGCGUUCUCAUGAAGCUGCACAUUUUGAGUGGUGGAAGUUCAAGGUCAAGGUCAUCCUUCAAGGUCAAGGUCAUCCUUCAAGGUCAAAGGUAAAACAAAUUAAAAUAAAUUCAAAGCGGCGUUCUCAUGAAGCUGCACAUUUUGAGUGGUGGAAGUUCAAGGUCAAGGUCAUCCUUCAAGGUCAAAGGUAAAAAAAAAACAAUAAAAAAUUUCAAAGUGGGGCAAUAGGGGGCAUUGUGUUUCUGACAAACACAUCUCUUGUUUUUUUCAAACAUGGUUAAAAAACACAAAUAUUUAUUUUUAUUAGCUCCACUGGCCAAAGGCCAGCUGGGCUUAUGUCAUGGUCCUGUGUCCAUCGUGUGUGCGUGCGUGCGUGCGUUAACUUUUUCUUUAAACAUCUUCUUCUCCUAAACUACUGGUCCAAAUCUGAUGAAAUUUCUCAGGAAUGUUCCUGUGGUGAACCUCUUUCAAAUUUGUUCAAAUUAUGCCCCUUGGGUCAAAUUUGACCCUGCCCCGGUGGGUCAAAAAAUUGAAAAUUUGCUUAUAUAAGGCCUAUUUUGUGCGAACUUUAUAAAUCUUCUUGUCCAUAUCCAUAAGGAAUAGGGCUACCAAAUUUGGUAUGUAUUGACAUCUUAUAGUCUUCUUCCAAGUUUGUUCAAAUUAUGCCCCUGUGGUCAAAUUUGACCCUGCCCCGGGGGGUCAAAAAAUUGAAAAUUUGCUUAUAUAAGGCCUACUUUGUGCAAACUUUAAAAAUCUUCUUGUCCAUAACCAUAUGGCAUAGGGCUACCAAAUUUGGUAUGUUGUGACAUCUUAUUGUCCUCUACCAAGUUUAUUCAAAUUAUGCCCCUGGGGUCAAAUUUGACCCUGCCCCGGGGGGUUAAAAAAUUGAAAAUUUGCUUAUAUUUUUGUGCAAACUUUAAAAAUCUUCUUGUCCAUAACCAUUGGGACUAGGGCUACCAAAUUUGCUAUGUAGUGACAUCUUAUAUUCCUCUACCAAGUUUGUUCAAAUUAUGCCCCUGGGGUCAAAUUUGACCCUGCCCCGGGGGGUUAAAAAAUUUAAAAUUUGCUUAUAUAAGGACUAUUUUGUGCAAACUUUAAAAAUCUUCUUGUCCAUAACCAUUGGGCCUAGGGCUACCAAAUUUUGUAUGUAGUGACAUUUUAUAGUCCUCUACCAAGUUUGUUCAAAUUAUGCCCCUGGGGUCAAAUUUGACCCUGCCCCGGGGGGUCAAAAAAUUGAAAAUUUGCUUAUAUAAGGCCUAUUUUGUGAAAACUUUAAAAAUCUUCUCGUCCAUAACCAUUGGGCCUAGGGCUACCAAAUUUGGUAUGUUGUGACAUCUAAUAGUCCUCUACCAAGUGUGUUCAAAUUAUGCCCCUGGGGUCAAAUUUGACCCUGCCCUGGGGGGGUCAAAAAAUCGAAAAUUUGCUUAUAUAAGGCCUAUUUUGUGCAAACUUUAAAAAUCUUCUUGUCCAUAACUGUAUGGCAUAGGGCUACCAAAUUUGGUAUGUAAUGACAUCUAAUAGUCCUCUACCAAGUUUGUUCAAAUUAAGCCCCUGGGAUCAAAUUUGACGGUUCCCCAGGGUUCACAAAAUUGAACAUAUGCUUAUAUUGGGCCCAUUUUGUGCAAACUAUAAAAAUCUUCUUGUCCAUAACCAUUGGGCCUAUUUCUACCAAAUUCGGUAGGUAGUGACAUCUAAUAGUUCUCUACUUAGUUUGUUCAAAUUAUGCCCCUAGGAACAAAUUUGACCUUGCCCCAGGGGUCACAAAAAUGAACAUAUGCUUAAAUAAGGCCUAUUUUGUGCAAACUUUAAAAAUCUUCUUGUUCUUAAUUAUAGAGCCUAGGGCUACUAAAUUUGGAAUGUAGUGAUAUCUAAUAGUCCUCUACCAAAUUUGUUCAAAUUAUUUCCCUGGGCUCAAAUUUGACCCGGCCCCGGGGGUCACAAAACUGAACAUAUGACGUUUACCAGUAGAGAUUACUGCGGCUGUUUGGCUGUGACCAACAACAACAUCAACAUCUUGUAAACAUGAGAUAAAACCCUGUCAUUUAUUUCCAUUUUAGGUCAGAUGGUGACUGCUUACAAAGGCAUUGAAGUAAGAACAUGUGUUAUGAAUGUUUUUCUUAUAAACUGAAAAAAGUCAGGUUUUAUUUAAAUAUGUCGAAAGUGACCAUAUAUCCGGAUGAAAAUAUUUUGGAUGACAUGUUAAUUUCAUGUCUUUUUUGUAGUGUUAAAACCAGUUUAAUAAUAUAUUGUUGAUUUUAAAAACACAACUUCCAUGAACAUAAUUAUUUCAAGGAAAGUCAAUAUAUGAUACUGCACGGUAAACUCAAACUUUGUAUCCAAGAGGAGGUGUUGAAAUUAAUGAAGUGCAUUGUUCUUAACUAUCGUAUAUGCUGCUUUUUAAUAACUAAUGAUUCAUUGUUCCAUUUGUGAAUCGUGACUGAUCAUGAAUUGUUGAAAUGAUUGUCAAUUGCUCAGCAAUCCAUACAUAUUUCUGACCAUUUUAUAAUUUUCUUAAUACAAAUGUAUAAGUUAUGAAUUGAUCUUAGAAGUCAAAUGUAUUACUUAAUUAAAUACAUUUAUAAAUAUAAAGAAAUAAUCUUUAGAUUAUCAUAAUAUUCUCAGGCCUGUUGGUCUUAGGGAUGUGUUGGUUGAUGAGCAAUUUCUCCUUUUAUCACAAUUAUUUCUACUCUACCUGAUCAUUUCCUUCAUAUUCCAUUUUAAUUCAUUUGACGUCUGCAACCUCUUUCAAAUUGGGAAAGUCCAAAAUGUGUUGCUUGGUAAAGGGUUAAGGCAUUUUGAUUCCUAUGGGUCUUGUGAAUCUGUUUCAAAUCAAAUGCGUAGAUUUGAUCUUCAGCAUCUAAAAAUAUGUGAAAUAGAAAGAACAACAAUAUCUUUUGGAGAGAUAAAUGUACCUACGUUAUAAGCAAAGGACCUGUGCAACAAUGCCCGGGCUUUUUUGUCUAUUUAGUUAACACGGUAGUAACUUUUUACAUAUAUAAAAAUGCUCACCCUUCCAACUUUAAGCGCCCAGUGGGACGAGGGAUAGAAAGAGAAAGUCACAUGCUUGAGUACAUUUCAACCCAUGCGAAUUCCCCUUUUUGUCGCAAAGAAAAAACAGUGGAGCGAUACAGGGCCAUCAUGGCCCUCUUGUUAUUUUAUUUUUGAAAUACGGUCCAACCAUACCACCCAAGAAUCCCCCCCCCCCCAAAAAAAAAAUUAUGUAAUUUUUUGUUUGCAUUGUUUUUGCAUUUUUGGAAGAUAAUGUAAUAAAUGACCACACCCCUACACUAUACACCCCUCUCCACUCCAACCCUCCCUCCUUUGUGAUUGAAAUUGAGAUAGGUCCCUACACCUAUAAAAAGAAAAAUAGAUGAGCGGUCUGCACCCGCAAGGCGGUGCUCUUGUUAUCAAUUGUUCUAACUUAAAUCUAAGUCGUUAUUCAAUCCAUAACAUGUUGGUUACCAGUAAUUAAUAUCUGAAGAUAUAAUGUUUAAUUUCUUUCAAUUAUUAUUAUUGUACUUACAGGGGUGUGAUUUUUCCCACUUUGAAUAUCAAACUAAUUUUACAAAUAGUCAUUAACUUUGCUGAAUCUAUAUGAGCCGUGUUCUGAUAAAACUGUGCUUAAUGCAUGUGCGUAAAGUGUUUUCCCAGAUUAGCCUUUGCAGUCUGCACAGGCUAAUCAGGGACGACACUUUCCGCCUAAAUUGGAUUUUUGCUAAGAAGAGACUUCAUUUAAAUGAAAAAUUUCAUAAAAGCGGAAAGUGUUAUCCCUGAUUAGCCUGUGCAGACUGCACAGGCUAAUCUGGGAUGACACUUUACGCACAUGCAUUAAGCCCAGUUUUCUCAGAACAAGGCUCAUAUUCCAACGAAGAGUUAAGUUAAACCCUUUAAAAGGGGUAGGGCAUUUUCCUCUCCUGAGGUGGUUAUUGAAUCACAUUCCUUAUUGUUUUAUUGUAUGUCUUCUCCAGCAAUUCAUACCUCACUGUAUUAAAAGGAAGAUGAUAUAUUGAUAUGCUAGUCAAAUUCAGUUUUUGCUUUCCAAAUUCAUAAUACUGAUGUAUUCUUAAAAUUGGGAUUGCAAAAUGGUGUUUUUUUAAUAACCAAUGCCGGUAUGUUCAUGUAUACGUUUUUCACAUGGGCUUACGGCCUCAGGUAUUUUGAAAUUAACUCAAUUAUUAAAAAACUUAUAUUGCUUAAACUAGUUAAGGUAUUCAUUUUUAUGUUUCAUUUAAUUAUGUUUCAUUUACAUACGGAAAAAUAUACUUUUUAAUAUAGGUAAAUAGUAAAACCUUUUUUAUAUCAUUAAGAAAAUCUUAGUUUUAUUGAUUGUUUUGUAUACAAUUGACAUACUUAAUAACCUUGUUUUUGUUUUGCAUUUGAAGAUACAUAUGCAAGCACUAUACAAUACAUGUGUACAUGUAUUAUACAUUUUUUUUAUUAAUUAUCCUGCAGAGGGGGUCAGUCGAUUUGCCUUUCUCUAGCGAUUUAAUUUAAAUUUAAAAUAUUUCAUACCAUGCAGUGUUUGUGUGCAAGAUAUUUUUUCAUGCCCAAAGAUCCACUCAUUAUUAAGUUAUGUACCCAGAGCUCCAGAUAAGGGUCUUAUUUUCGUAAUUACGAAUUAUUUUCAAGUCCGUUACGUAUUUAUUUUAAAAUCUUGUCGUACCAUUAAGAAUUACAAAAUCAAGUUACGAAUAUUAUUUUUACAUCGGUUCGUAUCGAUUUUUAUUGAUUUCUUUUCGCGUAUUAAAGAUCUUUUCGGUGCUUAUAUAGAAUGGUUAUCGGGUUUGUUUAACAAAGCGCAUUUUUUUCAAUAAAAGCGGCGUGUACAGUCUGUACAUCAAAAAACAAUGGCGGCGACAAUGAGCGUCCUAAAAAACUGCAAAGCGUGCAAAAACUCGAUUUUAACAUAUUGUACGCAAAUUGAGCCGAAGUUGAAUGUUAAGAAAGACAUUAUAGAAAAAAUCUUAUACGAUGUUUUAUGUUCAGUUGCCGACACAGUCGGAAAAGCUAAAAAAAACGCGACACGACGGGUCCAAACUUAAACAAAAAAAAAAUUGAACGAGUAGAAGGGACAUUUCCCGUGGCUAAUCGUUGAACAGAUUGAAGGGUAGACCCGUUUUAAUUUUGCAAUAUGUAAAAAUUCAUCGAAGGCUUGCAAUCUAAGCACAGUUUGGGCAUAUGAAGGUAUUUGAAAAAUAAAAUUGUAUAAUACUGAAUAGACACCGUUGAACUCGUAUAAAUAAAGUUGCUAGUAUGUUUAUUUCGAUUUUUUGCAUGAAAAUAACCAUUAUUAUUUAUUUUUAGGUCAUUUAGAAAAGUUAAGAUUUAUUUUCCAAAACUUAGUAGUAACGUUAAGAAUAAAAUUUCAGAGUUAAGAAUUCUUUUUGAAAAUCUGGUAGUAACAUUAAGAAUUUCACAAAACCUUAUCUGGGGCUCUGGUACCCUUGAAGCAUUAAUGUUUAAGUUCUUGGAGCACAUUUCAUCCACAUUUCUUAAGCGAUUAAAUUCCAAUUUCCAAUAUGUCAUCACCUUAAAGUAGAUGUCUUUCUUUAACAGUGAUUCCCGGAGUCUUUAGUUAUCUGCACUUGAACAUUGAGUGCAAAGCGGAGCAGCGGCAUAAGUCGUGUUUAUGACUAAGCAGUAAUAAAUAUAAAACAUUAAAAAUGUGUGUAGUGUGAAGUACAUGUAGAAUACUAUGAGUGUGAUUUAGAUGAUGUGAUGUAGUUAAAUACAUAGCUUAGCUCAAAUGACAGCUUGUCAGUCCAAACAAUACGGCUGUUCUUUUUGUGAUAUCUCGUCGAAUUGAUUAUAUGUAAAUAUUAAUUAUUAUUUGUGUUAAUACAAAGUUUAUGUUUC